AUGGCGCCCAUCACUACCGCUUCCAAUGAUGAGACGCACGCUGCCUUGUUGGAUACGCUCGACUUGUAUCAACACCCCAAACCUUUUCGCAACCCAGCAUGGAAGAUCCCACAACGACGCAACAAGAAUCUCAAGCAGAUCUUAUCCGAAGCACAACGAGCCCAGCAGAGCCUGUUGAAUACCCAACAGAACUCUGGUGUCAAUACUCCUCACACUUCAGCUGACGGCAAUACAACCAGCUCAGCUAACCCGAAUCUGGAGAAAGCGAACCAAGACUUAGGACGGCUGGUGCUGGAGAAGAACGCGAAACAGAAAGGCAAUGCUGCGCUCGCUCCGACCAGUCUUACCAUGGGGUUGGGACCGAGUGUUACAUACACGAGUAUCGCAGCUGCACCAAGUCUGAAGCCGAAGAGGAAGUACUGUGACAUUACUGGUCUUCCCGCUAAAUACAAAGAUCCGAAAUCAGGGCUGCAAUACUACAAUGCAGAGGUCUAUGCCGUGGUCAAGAGCUUGGGAACCGGACAAGUUCAAGAAUACCUGGCGGCUCGUGGCGCAAAUACUGUUCUCAAGUGA
Dissoconium aciculare CBS 342.82 is the source of this 573-nucleotide messenger RNA. RefSeq lists its product as uncharacterized. Gene Ontology annotation, biological process: chromatin remodeling. The record is from RefSeq and is a predicted model, not a curated record. The transcript has a single exon. The coding region runs from base 1 to 573 and encodes 190 amino acids. Gene Ontology annotation, cellular component: Ino80 complex. Lineage: Eukaryota; Fungi; Ascomycota; Dothideomycetes; Mycosphaerellales; Dissoconiaceae.